AUGUGUACAAACAAACUCAGAGUCCGGAAUUGGUUGGAUGCUAUAUGUAUCAAGUUUGCCAUCCUUUUGACGUGUGUUUCUCCUACCUGGAAAAUCAUUCAGUUGUUACUUCUGCAGCAUUUCACCACACAAAGAAAGGUUUUGCUUCUCGGACUGUUAACCAAUCACAACAACGCAAUGGGUAUUCCGUCGGAACUGAGGGACAUGUUCUUACCCGACAAAAAGGGUGUCUUAGUUGCUUCUCCCGCUGAGGACAGGAAGAUUUUGAGGACCAAGCAAUGCACUAAUGAAGGUGUGCGUGCUGGAUUCAAGGCAGCUUCCAUUGCUUGUGUUGCUAGUGCUGUGCCUACGUUGACUGCAGUUCGUAUGGUCCCAUGGGCAAAGGCAAACCUCAAUUAUACUGCUCAGGCACUUAUCAUAUCUGCUGCAACCAUCGCUGCUUACUUCAUCACUGCUGAUAAAACUAUCUUGGAGUGUGCAAGGAAAAAUUCCCAGCUUGAAGAUGCUUUGAGACACAAUCAACAAUAG
Molecule: messenger RNA, 528 nt
Organism: Sphenostylis stenocarpa
Lineage: Eukaryota; Viridiplantae; Streptophyta; Magnoliopsida; Fabales; Fabaceae
Source: the annotation of a GenBank genome assembly